GUACAAUAGCCAGAGUGAUGUGGUGCUGAGUAUAAAUGUGUGAGCAGCAGUUUCUCGAGUCUACAUCCUCAGUCUUGUUUCCUCUGCAUGUUUCCAACACGAUGGCUGGUUAUGUGUGCUGUAGAGCUCUGAGAUUUGUCCUGCUUUUUCUGCUCUCUCCUGCUUUCGGGGCGGAGGUUCAAAAUCUCAAGAAAAUAAGUGAUCACCUUCAGAAAACCUAUGGAUUUAGUGGUCAGUACGCUCUGGGCAUUAAUGUCCCAGAUAAAUAUUGUGCUCAAGGUGCCAGCCUUAACAACUUCCUCUCUCAAGACCCAGAAAAUGAAGUGAAGAACAACAUGAAAAGUUCUGAAUGUAUUUACAUUGGUAAUGAGCUGGUUGGUGCCACACCAAAACCGUUUGGUAAUAGAGGUAACAACAUCCACUCUGAGUACCUGUUGCUGAGAAACUCCGAUCCUUCACCCAUGCAAAACCUCCUGAAUAAACAGAAAGAAGGCUGCACGGUUUUCUACACCAAGAACUCCCCCUGUGUGAAGACCUGCUCAACACCUAAUGGAAACCACAGCAUCAUCCCAGCUCUCGAGAUGUUCACCAGGCACAACGGUCCAAAAGCCUUUGUUUUCAGUCAGAUUUGGAAAUAUGAUGUUGGUAAGAAGGAAUGGGAAGAAAACAUACUUGAGAUAGACACCAGAAUUCCAGUUUAUCACUGCAACAACAGUGGAUGUGUCCAUUGCGUCACAAAUAAUGGAGUUAUCGCUCGGUGCAAAGGCAAUUAAGAAUAUUGAAUAAAAUUGCAUAGAAAAGAAUGCAUGUGACAAAUCUGCUGUUCUGCUGAAAAAAUCUGCUGAUCGCUUUUGCUAUCCCAUUUUACAUUUAUCAAUAAAGACACAAGCAUUUAA
This is a messenger RNA of Hemibagrus wyckioides, 896 nucleotides long. RefSeq lists its product as uncharacterized. The coding region runs from base 36 to 773 and encodes 245 amino acids. NCBI's taxonomy places the organism in Eukaryota, Metazoa, Chordata, Actinopteri, Siluriformes, Bagridae. The transcript has 3 exons. The record is from RefSeq and is a predicted model, not a curated record.